UUUUUGAAACCGAUUAUGGAUUUAAGGAGAACUGUUGAUAAUCUGUCAACGGAAUCAACUCCAAAUCUGGACGCAACAGGGAAUAUUUCCCAAGAGGCCUCUCAGGCACCACUUGAAGAAUCCAGAGAAGAAAUUCCGGAAAUUCGUAGUGAACCAAUUAUUACAUCUUCUCCAGAAAUUCCUGCAAAUGUGGAUACUACUCCUGUUCAAGAGCAACCUGUUCGCCCUUCCUCAGGCAGACGACGGCGCAGACACGCGGCCGAUUCAGAUUUAGAAGUUAGGAACUUGAUUGAUGCUCGGGUUCUACAAUUUCUAAAUCAGAAUCGGUCGCACAGUUUAGAAGAACGAACCAUAAGAAGUCUGGCAUCAAGUCUUGCUCGUGUGCCUGAGGAACGGCAAACACGUUGUCUCUCCUCACUGUGCUUAUUAAUUGAUCUAUAUAGACACAGUGAACCAUUUGAAAUUGUGCAUCGAAUGGAGCUUUUACGAGAUCAGCAACUCAAUAUAGAAACGCCUGAACGUGUCCUGACCGUUCACUGGUACGACAUUUUGGACCAAGGUCAGGUGACCCAAGACAUCGGUACAGAUUUCAGCCUUUGCUACUUGGAGCAAAUAUACAACGAAUAA
Molecule: messenger RNA, 627 nt
Organism: Bufo bufo (common toad)
Lineage: Eukaryota; Metazoa; Chordata; Amphibia; Anura; Bufonidae
Exons: 4
Coding region: 16-627 (203 amino acids)
Source: RefSeq, a predicted model, not a curated record